Exophiala spinifera is the source of this 1671-nucleotide messenger RNA. RefSeq lists its product as uncharacterized. Lineage: Eukaryota; Fungi; Ascomycota; Eurotiomycetes; Chaetothyriales; Herpotrichiellaceae. Gene Ontology annotation, cellular component: membrane. Bases 1 to 1671 code for a protein of 556 amino acids. The record is from RefSeq and is a predicted model, not a curated record. Gene Ontology annotation, molecular function: amino acid transmembrane transporter activity. The transcript has 6 exons. Gene Ontology annotation, biological process: amino acid transmembrane transport.
AUGGCUGAUAUAUCCUCCAGCAGCAAAACCGCUGAGGUCGGCGAGUCUUACCGCCCAGACGAAACCCAGUUCGACGCAGUGGCAAGCACGGAUGGACAGGCAACAUUGAAAAGAGAUCUAUCAAGGCGCCAUAUCAAUAUGAUAGGCCUCGCUGGAAUGAUAGGCACCGGCUUGUUCCUAGCAUCUGGCCAGGCUCUAUCUGUCGCCGGUCCAGUGGGAGCUCUCUUUGGAUACCUAGUAAUGAGCGGGUUGACAGCGUCGGUGUCGUUGACGAUUGCCGAACUCUCCGCAUUCAUGCCAGUCACAGGCGGAUUCAUUAGGCAUGCUUCAAGAUUCAUCCAACCUGCGAUGGGUGCCGCCACGGGUUGGAAUUAUUUCUAUUUGAUGGCCGUCACUGGUCCGGCCGAACUCUCCGCUGCCGCGACAUUGAUAAACUUCUGGCAUCCGGACGUCAGCCCUGCACUAUGGUAUUCGAUCUUCAUUGUUCUCAUCGUGAUCAUGAGCCUUUGUGGAGUACGAGUAUAUGGCGAGUCGGAGGUAUUCUUCUCAAUGAUCAAGAUUCUGCUCAUCAUCGGCCUUAUCCUCGCUGGGAUUAUAGUCGACUUGGGAGGCUCGCCUACACAUGACAGAAUUGGAUUCCGAUACUGGAAAGAUCCAGGUCCAUUCAACGCCUAUCUUAUUGGGGGAAAUACCGGCAAAUUUUUGGGUUUCUGGAGCACUCUUAUUUCCGCAGCGUACGCCUUUUGCAAUAUCCAGGUCGUAGCAUUAACGGGCGCGGAGACCAAGAACCCGAGAAAGCUCAUUCCCGAGGCCAUGAAGAUGACGUUCUGGCGGAUCAUUGUGUUCUAUUGUAUCAGCAUGUUCGUUGUUGGUCUUUUGGUACCCUACAACGACCCUAACUUGGGAAAUGCAACUGGGACGGCACAACAGAGUCCAUUUGUCAUAGCGUUUCAGAGAGCCGGGAUCAAAGUGCUUCCCUCGAUCAUCAACGCGGCUUUGGUUACUUCUGCUUUCAGCUGUGGGAUGGCCGUCGUGUUCCUGGCAUCUCGUGUGCUGUGUGGUCUGGCAGAAGAGGGUCAGGCACCUCGCAUCUUUCUCAAAACCAAUAGACUCGGCGCCCCAUAUCCCGCAGUAAUUGUGUCGUCUUUAUUUUUGCCGUUGGUCUACCUCAGUCUGGGCAGUAACUCUUCUGUGGCGUUUGGAUGGUUUGUCAAUAUCGCAACCGUGGCAUCAUUGAUUGCCUGGCUCAUCAUUGAGAUAACAUAUCUGCGAUUCUUCUAUGCCUUCAAGGCUCAGGGAAUCGCUCGAGAACGUCUCCCUUACAAGUCACCCUUGCAACCUUACAUGGCCUGGUUAACUACGCUUCUGCUCGCUUUGAUCAUCCUGUUCUCGGGGUACAGUGUCUUCUUACACGGACACUGGGACACUGACAGCUUUCUUGUCUCUUACAUCGGUAUUCCGAUCUUUCUCUGUGAGAUCCCCGAAGCCCAUGUCCUGCUCAAAGAGAAGCUAACAACGUCGACAGUCCUCUGGGCCAGCGCUUUCUUGUUUCUUCGAACAGGUAUCAUCCCACUCAGGGAGAUAGAUCUGUCUGAAAUCGAGAUAAUCGAAAGGGAGAAAGAACUUCGUCCUGCAGAGAAGAAACUGCCGUGGUACCGAGUGCUUGUUUGA